This is a messenger RNA of Capsella rubella, 846 nucleotides long. Its product is annotated as phosphopantothenoylcysteine decarboxylase subunit VHS3. Bases 75 to 584 code for a protein of 169 amino acids. The transcript has 4 exons. The record is from RefSeq and is a predicted model, not a curated record. NCBI's taxonomy places the organism in Eukaryota, Viridiplantae, Streptophyta, Magnoliopsida, Brassicales, Brassicaceae.
AAAAAAAAAAACCCUAGUCGUACCAAAAUCUAGGGUUUACCUUGACCGGAUCUAGACACAUAAGCUAUUCAGAUAUGGAAGUGGUUGCUGCUGGGUCAAUGGUAACGCAGAGUCAACAGACAUGGGCUUGCUCUGUCACUGAGUCUCUUCUCAUCCUCGUCGGAAAGAAUCUGGCUUGUCUGCUCCUUGUGGCAGAAUCUUUGCUGAUGGGUUUGAUUGCUGUUGACCAGAGGUUGUCUCUGAAGGAGGGUUACAAAAGAGGAAGCCGUGUUGAGGAAAACAAAGAUGGCAGUGACAGUGACGACGAUGAUGAUGAUGAUGAUGAAGACGCUGAUGAGGAUGACGACGAUGAGGAUGAUGCUAAUGAUGAAGAUUUCUCAGGGGAUGAAGGGGAAGAAGCUGAUCCAGAGGAUGAUCCAGUGGCCAACGGUGGUGGAGGAGAAAGUGAUGAUGAUGAUGACGAUGAUGAUGAGGAGGGUGAUAAUGAUGACGAUGGAGAUGAGGACAACGAGGAUGAGGAAGAAGACGAGGAUGAGGAAGACGAUGACGAUGUUCGUCAGCCUCCUUCUAAGAAGAGAAAAUGAAAUCAUGAGUUUAACAAAUGUUUGUGCUUUGGAUAUGGUUAAGACUUGAAGAGGAUGAUGAUGCUAUGUGUUGGUUUAAGUAGUCUAGGGAUACUUCUCGUCCUCUUAUUGAAAUUUCAUCUUGUGUUGGUUAUGUGUGAUUUUUCUAUGUGGAUUUUUAGUCAUCUUCUGUGUUUAGAAUGUUUUGGUCUCUUCUUCUUUUCUUGUUUCUACAUUUGCUUAUGGUUAGAGGUAUGAAUGCCCACCGUGCUUUGUAGUUUUC